AUGAGCCACGCAAAAGGCCUCAAGCAAAUACUCUCCAAACAACCCUCCGAUGUGGUCAUUCUCUCGUCCCUGCGGACUCCCGUCACAAGAGCCGUGAAGGGCGGCUUCCGAGACGCCUACGACCAUGAACUCCUCUCCCAUGUGUUGCGCGCCACUCUGGCCGCAAACCCAAACCUCGACCCGGCCAAGAUCGACGAUGUGGCGGUUGGCGUUGUGCUCGCCGAGCUAGGAGGAUCCAAAGCUGCUCGCAUGGCACAAUUACAUGCCGGCUUCGACGAGCGCACGGCCUUGCACACAAUCAACCGAGCAUGCAGUUCUGGGCUCGCAGCCGUGACAAGCGUAGGCAACAUGAUUGCCGUCGGGCAAAUCGACGUCGGCAUCGGAGCGGGCAUGGAGAGCAUGACCAAGAACUACGGCAGCAAGGCCAUUCCCACGGCCCUGUGGGAUGAGCUGAGGAACAGUCCAGUCGAGAAUGCCCGGGACUGCAUCAUGCCCAUGGGACUGACCAGCGAGAACGUGGCAAAGAGAUACGGGGUGAGCCGAGCCGACCAGGAUGCCUUCGCGGCCGCGUCGCAUCAAAAGGCCUCCAAGGCCCAGAAGGCCGGCCUGUUCGACUCGGAGAUCGUGCCGGUCAAAGUCAAGCAAUACCAACCCGAGCACCCUGACGCUCCCCCCAAAGAAGUGGUCGUGGACAAAGACGACGGCAUCAGACAUGACACCAGUGCAGAGAAGAUGGCCAAGCUCAAGCCCGCCUUUGCACAGGAUGGAACUUCCACCGCAGGCAACUCAUCUCAGAUAUCUGAUGGGUCGGCCGCCACUCUUCUCAUGCGCCGGUCCACCGCGACAGAGCUCGGUCUCGCCAAGUCCAUCAUCGGCAAAUGGGCCGGAACUCAGGUCGCAGGUUGCCGGCCUGACGAGAUGGGCGUCGGACCUGCGGUCGUCAUCCCCAAACUCCUCGAUUACACCGGCUUGAAGACCGAGGAUGUCAACAUCUGGGAAAUCAACGAGGCCUUUGCCAGCCAAGCUCUGUAUUGCAUCCGCAAGCUCGGCUUGGAUGUUGAAAAGGUCAAUCCGCGAGGAGGCGCCAUUGCUCUGGGCCAUCCCUUGGGCAUGACCGGCACAAGACAACUGGCCACCCUUUUGCCCCAGUUGAAUGAGGGUGAAGUCGGUGUCGUCAGCAUGUGUAUCGGCACCGGUAUGGGCAUGGCUGGCUUGUUCGUGAGAGAAUAA
Molecule: messenger RNA, 1230 nt
Organism: Capronia coronata CBS 617.96
Lineage: Eukaryota; Fungi; Ascomycota; Eurotiomycetes; Chaetothyriales; Herpotrichiellaceae
Product: acetyl-CoA acyltransferase
Exons: 1
Coding region: 1-1230 (409 amino acids)
Biological process (GO): fatty acid beta-oxidation; phenylacetate catabolic process
Cellular component (GO): peroxisome
Molecular function (GO): acetyl-CoA C-acyltransferase activity
Source: RefSeq, a predicted model, not a curated record